Trichomycterus rosablanca is the source of this 1411-nucleotide messenger RNA. RefSeq names its product tubulin polyglutamylase complex subunit 2 (gene tpgs2). NCBI's taxonomy places the organism in Eukaryota, Metazoa, Chordata, Actinopteri, Siluriformes, Trichomycteridae. The record is from RefSeq and is a predicted model, not a curated record. Gene Ontology annotation, biological process: protein polyglutamylation.
GACAGGUGAGAAUGGAGGAUGCUAAGGACGAAACGACCUCCCUCAAAGGCUUUUCAGAAAGACUUACACUUGGAAUUACUCGGGUUUUAGAGAACCUUCCCAACGUGUCAGACGUACAGUUUGCUGAAAGAGAACCCGCAGAGAAACGAUGCCUCCUCUCAUGGGAGCAGAAAAACAACUGUGUUUUGCCAGAAGACCUGAAAGACUUCUAUCUCACAACCGAUGGCUUCACCCUCACUUGGAGCUCCAAACUGGAAAAUGAGUCCGUGCCUGUUGGUUGUAUGGUCAUCAACAGUGUUUUAAAACUCUGUCUGCUGACUCAGUCAAAUAUCUACUCACUCCCCAGCGCACCCACGUUAGAUGAUCUUGAUUUUAAAGAUGAUUUUGAAGGAUCAGAAGGCCACGAAGAACCACACUUUGAUUUCCGCAGCCGAAUCUUCGAAUUGGAUCCCUGUAGUGGCAACGGCAGGGUCUGCCUCGUUUACAAAAACUGCACUUUAGGUGCUGUGACUCAGCAAAGUGAAAUCUGGUUCCUGGACCGCUCCCUGUACUGGCAUUUCCUCAGCUCUUCCUUCACUGCAUACUACAGGCUCAUGAUAACACAUCUGGGACUGCCGGAGUGGCAGUACAACUACACUCCAUAUGGACCCAGCCCACAAGCCAAACAAUGGGCAUCUCUUUAUCAGCCUCUCACGUUCAGCGCCGACCCGCCUCUAGAUCCAAGUGCUGAACCAUUCUUAAACAAGCUAGAUCCAGCCAAAGCUUUCUGUGGCAAAGCCAAGCCUCCUGCUCCAAAAAAGAAGCAACCUGGUCCGUCCCAACCCGGUGGAGGAGCUCCCAAAGGCCGAGGCACGGGCAAACAAAGCGUGAACAGAAUUCCACAGCAUCCCCUAGUUGCUAAAGAUGUGGUUGUAUACACAUACCUGUACAUGUGAAAACUGAAAUCAGGCUUAUGCAGGAAGAAACACCGCAUGUUCUGCUUAAGAGGCCCUUGUGUCGAGGUUAUACUAGCUGUAAACUACAUGUGCAUGGAUGUAAGACGGCUGGCACGCUUUCUGUUUUCAUUUGAAAAGGAGAGCAAUUAGAAGUCAGUUAUCACACCACUGUACAUAACAGUGUUACUUUAAUUUUAAGAUAUAUAGAGUAUGUAUUAAUGCACUUUUGUAAAAUUGUUGUUGCUUAAAGAAAACAAAAUGCUCUUUCACUAAACAGUAUUUCACUAAUUGAGUAUUUUGUGGGAAGCAAAAGGGGUGCCAACUCCACAUUAAUGCCAAUGCUUUUGAAUUCUGAUGUCCAACAUGCUCAUGGCUAUUUACAUUAUGUAUGUAUGUAUUUAUUUAUGUAUAUAUGAAUGUAUGUAUUGUGUUGUGACAAAACAUUUUCUUGCCUGUUAUAAAGGUUUCGUUGUUGA